This is a messenger RNA of Anastrepha obliqua, 6426 nucleotides long. It is a transcript of the gene Rbfox1, whose product is annotated as ice-structuring glycoprotein. Bases 1 to 2901 code for a protein of 966 amino acids. Gene Ontology annotation, molecular function: mRNA binding. The record is from RefSeq and is a predicted model, not a curated record. NCBI's taxonomy places the organism in Eukaryota, Metazoa, Arthropoda, Insecta, Diptera, Tephritidae. The transcript has 16 exons. Gene Ontology annotation, biological process: nervous system development; regulation of alternative mRNA splicing, via spliceosome. Gene Ontology annotation, cellular component: cytoplasm; nucleus.
AUGGGCAAGAAACGCAACAACCGACAUAGACCCAAAUAUUUGUGGAACGCACAUGGUGGCGGACGGGGAAAGAAGUUAUUGGAGCAUUGGUCUUCGACUACUGUGCUGGUCUAUUUGGUUGUUACCGAAUGCGCGUAUGUUUGUAUUCGUACAAUCACAUGUACGCAAUUACGGCAAUUGAUGUUCACAUCGAUUGGAUUUGCUUUGCCGAAUAAGCAGCUCCAUCACCAAUCAUUGACAAGUCACGUGGUACAGGCCGGUGUUGGGCCAUUUCCCGGUGCUCCGGCUGGCUAUCCGCCGGCCGGGGCACAAGUUGGUGCCGCCAAUCCGGACAGCCUCUCCAUGGCAGUGGCCGCCAUUAAAACUGAGCCCGUCUCUCAAAUGAAGCUCGAAGGUGGAACGCAGGUCUCGGGUGCCGCAAACGCAGUCACAUCGGCCGCUGCCGUGCAAUUGUACAUGCAACAAAAGAAGACAAAUCUGCCAACGGCAACGUCGCAGUUCAACGGCUGCAACGCUUUGAUCACAGCAGCCACAACAGCAACAACGGCGACAACGCCCAUCGUGAAUUCCUCUUUGCUAAGUGGCGUUCAAGCUCAGCAGCACAAUGGCGGCCUUGGGAUCACGCUCAGCAACGGGCUAUCAGCCACCAUUAACGGUCUCGAACACAAACAUCAGCAUCAUCAUCAACAACAGCAGCUGCAAUUAUUGCAGCACCACCGAUCUCAUCCCCACCACAACCACCAAAUGCACCUGCAGCAAACACAACAAACAGCACAAUCCCAGCCCCUUUCACAGCCACAGCCACCGACGCCAACAUUAACGUCAACGUCGUCGCAGCCGCAACCACAAAGUAUUGUUCUAUCCUCAGUAUUGAUUAAGAGUGAGUCAGAGGUCAAUGCCGCCCAACAACAGCAGCAGCAACAGCAACAACAGCAGCAGCAACAAAGUAUUUCCAAUAGCUCUGGCGGUGGCUCGGGAGGUGGUGGCAGCGCCAUCACAUCAAUGACAGCAACCUGCGGCUCAGGCGCCCCAGUAGCCGUAGCCACAACUAACACCAACACUAGCAGCUGUAUAACUAGUCAAAGUCAAUCUGUAAACGGAAGCGGCGCAACUGCUGCAGUCUCGUCGGUCGACAGUAAUACUGCCACCGCAAACGGCGUUACCGCCAUCACAACCACCGUCACACCCGGCAACGGAGGAGAUUUGCUCGCCACCUCACAUCAACAACAAGUUAUUGCUGGCUUAGGAGGUGAUCAAGCAACGGUCGGCGCUGUCGCCACCUCCGUUACCGCCACUUCAGCUGCGACUGACACCCUGGCCGCGACUAGCACUGCAACUAGCGUCCCUAGCACUGGCUUGUUACCAACAAUUAUGUCCACAUCGCAGUCAGUGGCUGGCUCAGUUGACUCAGGAUCAAUUGUGGCACCGUUGGUAAGUGGCGCAAGCACUUCACAGGUCAUAGCCUGCCUCAACGCUGCCGGCGUCAGUGCCGGUGGUGGCAUCAUGACCUCUGCCGUGCCAUCCACACCCGUAGCCACUAGUCUCACCUCGGCUCUAGUCCCACUACAUCAACAGCAGCAACAGCAAGCUAUCAUCGAUGCCAAAAAUCAACCAAAGCGCUUGCACGUUUCAAAUAUACCAUUUCGAUUCCGUGAUCCCGACCUUCGCGCCAUGUUUGGGCAAUUUGGCACCAUCUUGGAUGUAGAAAUCAUUUUCAAUGAGCGCGGCAGCAAGGGCUUUGGCUUUGUAACGUUCGCAAAUAGCAACGACGCUGAACGGGCACGCGAACGUCUUCACGGCACUGUGGUUGAGGGACGCAAAAUCGAGGUCAACAACGCCACAGCUCGUGUGCAAACCAAAAAAGUAACAGCUGUUCCAAAUGUUGUACUGACAAAAGACGGUGCUAUACCGGCUCCAGCUCUAGUAUGUGUGCAAUGGCCAGAAGCUACCGUAGCUGCCGCUGCCGCCAUGCGUGGCGUCGCCAUACAACGCGGGCACAUGGGGGUUGUAGGUGCGCCAUUCAAUCCUGCUCUGGCGGCUGUCGCUGUAGCCGCCCAGCAGCAGCAACAUCACCACCACCACCAGGCACACCACCAUCCGCAUCAUGCCCAGCAAUCGGCACACCAUCAAUUGGGGUUGCAGCAAGCGCUGCAAGUGCAGUCAGCUAACGCCACAAAUCAGGCCCACGCCGCUGCAGCCGCAGCCGCGAUACAGACGAGCGCCGCCCAACAUCAACUCCACUCACUGGCCCAAUCAGCGGCAGCCGCUGCAGCAAGUACACCGCAGGCGGCCAAUGCGGCUGCAGCUGCGUAUGCAGCACGUUUGAGCGCCACCGGAGCGGCGGCUCCAUCGCCAUCCGCCGCUGCUGCUGCAUCCAUAGCCGCAGCGGCUAAUGCUGCAGCGGCAGCCAAUGCAGCCGGCACCGCAUUGCACGGAUUCACACCCGUUUACUAUGAUCCCUUCUUAGCAGCCGCUGCAGCCUCUGCUGAUCCGAAUUUGAGAUUCCAGGCAGCCAAACCGGUCGCAGAAGUUCCAGCCGCACAGCCAGCAGCCAUUCUAAAUCGCCGCACUGUGACAACGCUAAACAGUACCCCACAUACGAUCAACCGCAUUCCGGUACCACAAAACGUUUUGGCCACAGCUCCGCUGCUAAAGACUCCGCUGUCACAAGCACAGCAGGCGUACGCAACGGCCGCCACCACCUACACAGCGGUGGCUGCUAGAGCGGCAUAUGGCGCAGCUGCCGCCGCUGCGCAGCCAACACUGGCCGGUUACGCUACUGUCGCGGGUUACGCUGCAAGGGAGUACGGAGAUCCCUAUUUGGGACAUGGUAUCGGACCAGUACCCGGCUAUGGGGCAACAAUGUAUCGAGGUGGAUUCAAUCGAUUCGCGCCAUAUUAAUUUAAGAUACCCGAAUAAAGCAUGGAGCACCAGGCUUUUGCUGUCCAGAGACCAUUAUAUCUCCACGCAGCUGUGCUCAACACUUGCGAACGCGCUCACACAAUGUUUUACACAUCACAUGGAACCAAAUUAAAAUUUAUUAUAUAAGGAUAAAGAUGUAAUGUUAAGCUAAGAGAAACAUGAAAUCCUUGAAAUGCUCAAAUGCUCAAGAAACAAUGCAAUUUUUAAUGAAGCAACCAAAAAAUACUCAAGCCAAGCGUAAAUACGAUGAGAUUAAAAUCAAAUAUUCAAAGUAUAGCAAAGCAAAGAUUACAAAAUAAAACAUAAGUUGAAGUUUAUCUAACACAUAUACAUACAAACAUACUUGCAUAAAAGGAAAAUGCAAUGAAAAAAGAAGAAAAAAAAAAACAAAACAAAAUAAAAACAUAAGAAACUUAAUCAAUGAAAAAAUUUAACAGAACAAAUCCGUAGUUGUUAAAUUAAAUGUCGUCCAACCAAUAUUUCAAAUUAUGAUAAAUACGUACAUAUAUUUAUUAGUAUAAUAGAAUAGAAGAUAUAAACCAAAAACAAGGAGAUGAGUCCAAAUGCAGACGAAUCUCUGUAAGCGGUUAAAGUAAAGCCGCAGAUCCAAUUAAAAAUUUUAGCUGAUUACCAUCGCAGUCAUUUACUGGUGAAUAAUGAACUUCCAAUCGAAAUUUUGUCAUUGAAAUCAACAUCACCUCCUGUAUUAUCUUUAAUGGAUAAUUUGUAUAUGAGCAGAAGCUGUGUCAUUUUAAUCUUUUAUCUUCAAUUGGUUUUCGUUCUGGUUACUCAUCAAAUAUUUUAUGCAUAAAGCGAAUACUCAAAUAUAAAGAUAAAGUGUAUGUGCACAAUAAAGCACUGUACACCGAGAAAACGACUACACAAAUACGAGUAUGUGGUUUCGCGGCACUUUACUUGUGAAGAAAAGGUUUGUAAAAAGUAUAAACCAAGCAAGUUUCCCAAUAAAUCUCUCAAAUUGCCGCAUCAUAGGUGCAGUCCGCGAAAAAACGAUGGCCCCUCGACAUUUUAAUCAGUUUUAACAAUUUCUCUUUUGUUUUUUGUUCAUUAUUUUUUAUAAAAGUGUAGCUCAUUGUCUAACAAAAACCGUAUAAACCCAAAUUAGAAUUGUAUGCGAAAACUUGUGAAAUUCCACAAAUUUUUAAUCCCUUUAAAUUCCCUGGUUUUUAAUUAGAAUUUCUAGAAAAAUGUUUGGUACGCAAUUUUACAGAUUACAAAAUUUUUAAUUAUAAUAAGGUGCAAGCUUAAACCUACUAAGCAAUCCCCUUGUUUUUUAUAAUUUGUUUAGCUGACAAUGUUACGCACUUCCUCCGAUAUAAAAAAAUGUUCAAAAUAUUACAUAAAUAUAAUAUAUUACAUGGCUUUGUUAAACAAAAAGCUAUACUUUUAUAAAAAAAUACUAAUAAUGAACAUUAAAAAAAAUAGUUAAAAUUGGUUAAAAUGUUGAGGUGCUAUCGUCUUUUUGCGGACUGUAUGCUCGAAUUUAAAAAUCAAAAUAAUCAUCAUUCAUAAACUAAAAAUUCUUAAGAGGAAUACUCAUUCAAUUUAUACUUCGUUAACUGUGAGUCAUUAUAAUAUAAUAUAAUAUUUUUUUAAUAUUUUAGACAAACUUUUACUUCAAAGAGCAUAAUGUUUGACAUAAUUUUAUGGUUUUUAAAUCCCCAUUCGCAUUUUAAAAGUUACUUAAUCGCUUAUUUAGUUGAACGAUAUAGAAGAUAGACUUCUUACUUGUUUCCAUUGGCAGCUUAUAAGCAUUUCAAUAAAUUGCUUUAUUCAAAAGAAAAAAGGCUAUUUUACAUGAAUUAAUCAGUAAUGAAGAAACUAUACUUAAUGCGAUAAGAAAUUGACACGUAGACAUAUCCCUAAAAGAAGAAAAUAAUAACUAUACUCUUUUAUUGUCAAAUUAAUUUUUUUCUUUUCUAGAUCGUAUUCAAAGUUGUUAAACAUUGAUGAAAAGGAAACGGUUUUGUAUUUAAAUAUGAAGUAAAUACAAAAGAGUUACAAGUGAAAAAAACGCUUCCAAUAUACCCCGAAUUUAAGGAGAAUUCAGUUUUCCAAAUAUCCGCACUCCGAAAUGCAAUCAGAGUCUUUCUUGUUUCGUACCCUCAUUUAAAUAAUUAGGAGAUGUGUUAUAGUAUCUUAUAGCCGCUUAAAAAUAAAUAAUAAAAACUCAACGGAGCAGUUUGAAGACCACAAAAAGGGUGUUUUAAACAAUUCUCCAAGUAUUUACGAAUGCAGCUAAAAUAACUCAAAUUGUGAGUAAUCAAUAAUUAACUUUUUGUUUUUAAUAUAAAAAGUAGAGUUUUGUAAAACAAAUUCGAUGGCGCAAAACAAUUGUAUUUUACAGUGCGGCGUAUUAGCUUUGCUCUCGCACUAUAUAAGAAAUAACGAAAACUUCCUGUACGUCACUCAAGGGGGCACUAAAAGUGAAAUGAAUUUUGCUCAAAUUAUGUCAUAUAAAGAAUAUUUAAAUUUAUCAUGUAGUAGUAUCCUUCAAAUAUGACUUACGAUGUUGUAAGAUGUGUAUGUAAAAGUAGAGUCUAUACGAUCUGUUCUAUGAAAAUCAAAUUUUUUAUGAAUUUUUGCAUACGGUAGUGUUCGAGUAUGAAUCUGUCGCGCUGCAACUAAAAUUGCUGAUAAAUGACACAAACUAUACGUACACACAAACAUAUUUUAAACAAAACCGAAGCCUACAAAACAAAACACACGCGAACAAAUUAGAAGCACAAGUAGCAAGAAAAUAUACGCAUAAUAGAUUAUAAAAACUUCCAUAAAAUAUUUGUUUUACUUAUGAUGUGAAAGUAUACAUGAAUCAAUAUGUAAUAGAAAUUAGGAAUUUGUACAAGUAUAUUUUUAAGAGUUGAGCAAUUUAUAAAAACCAAAUAUGAAACAAAAACAAUGUACAAGUGUCAGAAAAAUACCACUUGAAGUAUUUAUGAAUCACUUAAAACUCGCGAACAUUAUUAUACAGAUUAUUACAGUUAAGUGUGGAGUAAAAUGACAUUUAUAUAUGUGGAUAAAUCCAAAUGCCAUCAAAUAAACUAAUCACACCAAAUCGGCUUUUUUAGCUCUUUUAGAAGUCGAUUAGCUCCAAACUCAUUAAUAUAUUAUAUAAUAUUAUUCUGUGUUUAUAAAUUACUUUACUCGAAGCCAAAGUUUAAUGUCUUAAUGAGAAAAUAUGCUCUAAUUUUAGUUUGUAGUACGUUUACUUUAGUAUUUACUUUUUAAAAUUUUACAAUUAAAUAAUCAACUGUCUAAAUACUGUCGAAUGUGAAAGAGUUCGCAAAAUUUUCGUUUCAAUUGAUUUGUGCAUUAAGUAGAUUAGAGAUAAAAGAAAAAACAAAAGUUAAUUAAAAAAGCGAGUAGUAUUUUAUGACUACGUAGGAGUGAAAAGUGUAAUCAAAUCCAUCAAUUGCCAAAUUACUUGUAGCUUUUAAUUGAAUAAGAAAUAAAGAAAAAUGUUAAAAAAAUUAUUAAAAAAUAAAA